AUGUUAUUUUUCCAUUUACAAAAAGAACGUUCAUUUUGUGAAUCUAAAGCAAGAUUUUAUUCAGCAGAAAUAGCUAGUGCUAUUGGAUAUUUACAUGAACAAAAUAUUAUUUAUCGAGAUUUAAAACCAGAAAAUAUAUUAUUAGACCGUUAUGGACAUGUUGUUUUGACUGAUUUUGGUUUGUGCAAAGAAGGAAUUAAAUCGAAAGAUACAACAAAUACUUUUUGUGGAACACCUGAAUAUUUAGCACCAGAAGUUAUUGAGAAAAAACCUUAUGAUCGUACAGUAGACUGGUGGUGUUUGGGCUGUGUAUUAUUCGAAAUGUUAUUUGGUUUACCUCCAUUUUACAGCAAAAACCAACAAGAAAUGUAUCAAAAAAUAAUUAAUCAACAAUUAAUUAUACCUUCAAAUAUUUCUUUAUCUGCUAGAAAUUUUCUACAAAGAAUUCUCCGAAAAAAUCGUUUUGAACGACUUGGAGCUAGAAAUUUUGAUGAAAUUUGUUUUCAUCCUUUUUUUGCUUUAAUUGACUGGGAAAAAUUAAAUAGAAGAGAAAUUAGAGUUCCGUUUAUUCCUAAAAUACGGAGUGAAACUGAUACAAUAAAUAUUUCAAGAACAUUUACUGAUAUUGAGCCAAAUCCAGGUUGGGAAAAAGUUUAUAAAAAUUAG
Meloidogyne enterolobii is the source of this 666-nucleotide messenger RNA. NCBI's taxonomy places the organism in Eukaryota, Metazoa, Nematoda, Chromadorea, Rhabditida, Meloidogynidae. The record is from the annotation of a GenBank genome assembly.